Messenger RNA from Cornus florida, 2395 nucleotides. Its product is annotated as calcium-dependent mitochondrial ATP-magnesium/phosphate carrier protein 2-like. The record is from RefSeq and is a predicted model, not a curated record. Bases 545 to 2074 code for a protein of 509 amino acids. Gene Ontology annotation, biological process: transmembrane transport. The transcript has 4 exons. Gene Ontology annotation, molecular function: ATP transmembrane transporter activity; calcium ion binding. NCBI's taxonomy places the organism in Eukaryota, Viridiplantae, Streptophyta, Magnoliopsida, Cornales, Cornaceae.
UCUCUCCACUCUCUCUUUCUCUCCUCUCUCCCUCUCUCUCUCUCAUCUCCCAAUUUCACGUGUCAAAUUUGUUGCCCAAUAUCUUCUAUUCUCACCUCCCCAGAUUGACGCCACACACGCCCAUUUCGUUGUCUGAAACCGGCCAUUGUCGUCUCCUUCUACUCAAAUUUCUCCCAAAUAUUGAUAUUUUUUAGGUCAUGAAACGACUCUAAAAGCUUCGAAUUUCUACAUCUUCGUGAAGAAAAUUGAAUCUCCUUUUUGACCCACAAAAAGGUCUUCACCAGAUUGUCCUCCACCAAUCUGGGUCAAGUUUUGUUUGGAUCUUCUCUCUCUUGAAGCUAUCUGAAACCCAUCAAGUUUUUGGGUCUUCUCACACUUUUCUGUGCCUGAUUUAUGGGGGUCGUAUGUAUAUGCACAAGUUGUUUAUAUAUCUCAUUGGGUGUCAUAAUUAUUCGGGUGUGAAGAGUAUUUGUUCGAAAAUUUUUAGAUCGGAAGGCUUUGGUGUCUUCAAUGCUUGUAACUCUUGGAAAUUGAUAGAGUUUUGAUGUCAGGGGCAGGGCAGGCCACCGUCAAGCACGCGAAUUUUGGGAACGUGGCCGCCGAGGACCACCGCCGGGAGCGUCCCGGCUGCUGCAAUCCGGUGAAGAAGGCGGGUCCGGUGUCGAUGGACCAUGUUCUCUCGGCAUUGCAAGAAACUAAGGAAGAGAGGGACACUAGAAUUCGGAGUCUCUUCAAUUUUUUUGACACUGCCAAUGUUGGGUACUUGGACUAUACUCAGAUUGAGGCGGGUCUCUCCGCGAUGCAAAUUCCGGCGGAGUAUAAGUAUGCCAAGGAUCUGUUGAGGGUUUGUGAUGCCAAUAGGGAUGGCCGGGUCGAUUACCAGGAGUUUAGGAGGUAUAUGGACGAUAAGGAGCUGGAGCUUUAUAGGAUUUUCCAAGCCAUUGAUGUCGAACACAAUGGCUGCAUUGUGCCUGAGGAGCUUUGGGAUGCGCUUGUUAAGGCUGGGAUAGAAAUUGAUGAUGAUGAACUGGCUAGUUUUGUGGAACAUGUUGAUAAGGAUAAUAAUGGAAUUAUAACUUUUGAAGAAUGGAGAGAUUUUCUUUUGCUCUAUCCCCAUGAGGCUACCAUUGAGAACAUAUACCAUUACUGGGAAAGGGUAUACCUUGUAGAUAUUGGUGAACAGGCUGUUAUUCCUCAUGGCAUCAGUAAGCAUGUCAAUGCAAGCAGGUAUUUAAUUGCAGGGGCAGUUGCGGGUGCUGCUUCUCGUACUGCAACUGCUCCUCUUGAUCGUCUUAAGGUGCUUUUGCAAGUUCAGACUUCACGUGCUUGUAUUGGUCCUGCAAUUAAAAACAUAUGGAAGGAAGGUGGGUUCUUGGGGUUUUUCCGAGGCAAUGGGUUAAACGUUAUGAAAGUUGCUCCUGAAAGUGCUAUCAAGUUUUACACUUAUGAAAUGUUAAAGAAUGUCAUUGGAGAUGCUAAAGGGGAAGACAAGGCUGAUAUAGGAACGAGUGGACGACUUCUUGCUGGUGGUUUGGCUGGUGCGGUGGCACAAACUGCAAUCUAUCCCAUGGAUCUUGUGAAAACUAGGUUACAGACUUAUGUUGGUGAAGGUGGGAAGGUUCCCACGUUAGGGAAAUUGUCAAAGGACAUUUGGGUUCACGAAGGACCCCGGGCCUUCUAUAGAGGGCUCAUACCAUCUCUUCUUGGGAUCAUACCUUAUGCUGGCAUUGACCUUGCUGCCUAUGAGACCUUGAAAGAUUUUUCAAGGACACAUUAUCUCCAUGACAGAGAACCUGGCCCUCUUGUGCAACUGGGUUGUGGGACAAUUUCGGGAGCGCUUGGAGCAACGUGUGUUUAUCCAUUGCAGGUCAUCAGAACAAGAAUGCAAGCUCAACGUGCUGAUACAUCUACUUCUUAUACGGGAAUGGCUGACGUAUUUCGGAGAACACUUCAGCAUGAAGGUUUUAGAGGUUUCUACAAAGGACUUUUUCCAAAUCUUCUGAAAGUUGUACCUGCAGCAAGCAUUACAUAUAUGGUCUAUGAAACCAUGAAGAAAAGUCUAGAUCUUGGUUAGACAAUUGAGAUGUAUUUCUUGAUGACAUUUGGGUGUUGAACAUGGUUAAGCUGAUGAUGACGAAGACAAGAAGAAUAAUAAACUAAAUUUAGAAGGUGAUAUGAUUGUUUUGAGGUACAUGAUAAAGAGCCACAGGAUUUUGUAGUCAAAAAGUGUUUUGUUUUUCCUUUCCUUCUUCAGGUUUGUCUGAACUAAUCCCAUUGAGAGUCAAGGGUAGUAUCAAUAACAAUCUCUAAUUGUCAUAUAAUGGAUGUAAUCCUUAUAUUUUGACUUCAAUAUGUUUAAAUGAAUACAAAAGUUGCAGAACUUGCCAUUUUUCUA